UCUCCCCCCAAUCUCUCGUUCGGAUACAGCACAGCUGCACAGGCUCCAAUCAAGCAGCCAUGGCGGUUCAACUAUCGGGUUUAUGGCUCCCCACUACAACAAUCUCACCUCACCCUCUCCGCAGUCGAAGCAAAUCGUUAGCAACUGCUCUUGCAUCAGUUUCUCCUUCACCCAUCCCCUCUAUUCAGAUUGUGGAUGGAAAGGUUCCGGGAUGGUACCAUGACAAAAAUGCCAAUUCUAGCAAUACAUUUGAAGGCUACCAGGGAGAAAGUGAUUGGAUUGAUUUGGAUGCUGAGCUUUACCAUUGGACAAAGCCUUUGCGUCCUGUUCAGUGGUAUCCUGGCCAUAUUGCUAAAACAGAAAAGAAACUUAAAGAACAGCUCAAGUUAAUGGAUGUUGUGAUAGAGGUGAGGGAUGCAAGAAUUCCUAUGUCCACAACUCAUCCACAGAUGGAUUCCUGGCUUGGCAACAGGAAGAAGAUUCUAGUUCUGAAUAGGGAAGACAUGAUUUCUACUGCAGACAGAAAUGCAUGGGCUACUUAUUUUGCACAACAAGGAGUAAAGGUUGUUUUCUCCAAUGGGCAACUAGGAAUGGGCACCAUGAAGCUAGGGAGGCUUGCAAAGUCACUAGCUAGUGGGGUGAAUAUCAAACGUAGAGCCAAAGGACUACUUCCUCGUGCGGUUCGUGCUGGAAUAGUUGGAUAUCCAAAUGUGGGUAAAUCAUCUUUAAUUAACCGUUUGCUAAAACGACGAAUGUGUCCAGCAGCUCCCAGGCCAGGUGUCACAAGAGAACUAAAAUGGGUUCGUUUUGGGAAAGAUUUGGAGUUGCUGGACUCUCCUGGUAUAAUCCCAAUGCGGAUUAGUGACCAGACAGCUGCAAUAAAGCUGGCAAUUUGUGAUGACAUUGGAGAGAGAUCAUAUGAUGUCGUUGAUGUGGCUGCAAUCCUUGUACAGAUGUUGACCAGGCUUCCAACAAUAGGUCCAAAAGCUCUUUACAACCGUUACAAAAUUGAUGUGGAUGGUCUCUGUGGUAAAAUAUUUGUUGAGAAGAUAGCACUUCAAUUGUUUAAUGGAGAUAUCAAUCAAGCAGCAUUCCGUGUGUUGUCUGACUUCCGUAAAGGGAAGUUUGGUUGGGUUGCAUUGGAAAGGCCACCCAGGUAACAUUGACAAAUGGUUGAUCCAUGGGACAUGCUUUUUCGAGCUCUUUACCACUAUCCAGGCCAGACCUCCCUGAGCAUUUGUUUCCUGGUCUUUACUGUUAUGAAAUAUGAGGCUAAUACUUGGUGCUGUCAGCAUAACUGAAAGAAUUCUACAAGACAAGUGCAUUACAUGAUGUUGGCAGCUCUAUAGGAGUUCAGAAAAUACCCAUAUGGAAUACCAAAUGGUAGGUCAUGACAAAAAAGUGAAAAGCCUAAGGAGUAAAAGGGAAGAAAAAACCUGUUGUAACCUCAGUUCCUACAGUGUCAACACUCGCCAUUUAACAGAUGUUGAAAUGUAAUUGGUGGAUCCAAAGCAAGGUACAAUUAUAUUUUGGCUAAUCUAUUGAAAUCCCAGGCAUGUACAGGUCAUGUAUUGGAGAUACUAUCAUAUUUAUCAAAAUAGCUGUAGUUGAUCAGUGAAUCCAUCUACAGUAAGAAACAUCAUAUAUGCCCAGUUCUGUCAUCUUCUUGUCUUUUCCUGAUAAAACCUCAGCAAAACUUCUUGAAUUAUA
Messenger RNA from Nelumbo nucifera (sacred lotus), 1710 nucleotides. RefSeq names its product GTP-binding family protein. Gene Ontology annotation, cellular component: mitochondrion. Gene Ontology annotation, biological process: mitochondrial translation. Gene Ontology annotation, molecular function: GTP binding; GTPase activity. NCBI's taxonomy places the organism in Eukaryota, Viridiplantae, Streptophyta, Magnoliopsida, Proteales, Nelumbonaceae. The record is from RefSeq and is a predicted model, not a curated record.